AUGAACUACUCCUUCAAACACAACUUCCACUGGCCGCCUACCGCCGCGCCUCCCUCUGGUCCCGCUCUCGGAGCUGCCGCAGCUGGUGCUCCUACUGGUGCCUCGCCCAUUCACGGUCCCCAUCCUCAUGUAUUCACGCACCACGGCUAUCAUGGCGGUCAUUUCCACCGCAGGAUGUUCCGCUUUGGCUUCUUCCGCAGGUUCUUCUGGUUCUCGCUCGGUGCCGGGGCCGCCACAUUCUACUUCAAACAGAAACAACGUCGGGUGGAGUCCGAGCGGGUCUCUGGCGGUACCGGCACAGUGUGCGGGACCGAGCUCGGCAGGAAGGGGUGGAAGAGCUGGCGCGACACUCAGGAUGAGUGGCAAUACCCCCGUGCCCAUCCCUCACCGACCGCCCUUCCGGCCGAUGUCGCUGUCGCCGCUCAACCCUCCGCCGAGCCGGACGUCCGACACUCGCUUUGGAGCAACAAGGGCCCCUCUUCCCCUCCCUCGUAUCCUCCUGCCGCAGCGUCCACACAAGGCACCACGUUCGACAAGGACGACAUCAAGAGCCUGCGUGCGGCGCUGCACAGGCUCGUCUUGGAGAAGAAGGUCGAGGCGGAGACGGCAGUGGAGAAAGCCAAGGUUAACGUUGACGCGAGGGAGUACGCGAGGGAGAAGCUGGAUAGGCUGAGCGUGAUCUUGGAGGGAUUGAGAGAGAACUUGGCCAAAGACGAAGGCAAGGGGAGUAAACUAGUUUAA
Dioszegia hungarica is the source of this 741-nucleotide messenger RNA. RefSeq lists its product as uncharacterized. The transcript is spliced from 3 exons. NCBI's taxonomy places the organism in Eukaryota, Fungi, Basidiomycota, Tremellomycetes, Tremellales, Bulleribasidiaceae. The record is from RefSeq and is a predicted model, not a curated record. The coding region runs from base 1 to 741 and encodes 246 amino acids.